AAAUGUGAAAAAGCAUAAUUUAUACUUAAAUUAUAAAGAGUUUUAAUAACUUAUAAGAAUUUUACAGAUUUGUACGUUGUAUUUCUAAGAUAGAAAUCGUAUCGCUGUAGAAAUGCACGCGAACGAAACGUAUUAGGUUGUAGCAUGUGCGAAGGUGGAGGGGCCGGAGAGAGGAAAAAAUGUGAGGGGGGAUGCUAGUAUAGGAGAAACUUCACAUCUCAUGCAUGCGAGAGGCGGCGGGUACCGGGAAGCCAGAUGAGGCAGACUGAUACUGGACACUGAACAGACAAGAGCCACGUCCGUCGGAUUUGAACAUAUACAAGCAGGGUAGACGGAAUCGCGAGCGGAUUUCGUUAUACACGCGCGUCCUGAAAACUGUGUACCACUUCCUCUCAACGGAAACUGCGUUAUCACUUAUAUUCUCGUCUUCAUAAGCUCAUAGGCACCCACGGCUCGCCUGUCACUCUGUCGGAAAAAUCCUCUUUAGCUCUCUUUCGAGCCACAUCACAUAAAAAGCGAAGAUGACUCUGAACCCCAUGAAAUGGAAGGCUCGAACUUUGGCCUAUUCCGGACUAGGUUUGUUUGGAUUUUAUUUCCUGUUUGUUUAUAAAUGGACACACCAUUUCCUUUACGAAGCUACGGUGAAGAAUUCCAAGCCCGAGCACGUGUGGGAGUUUGUAGCCGAUUUCAGCAACAUGAUCAAACUCAAUCCAACUUUGGAAGAGUUCAACAUUAUCGCGGAAUCUGGUAACUACGAGCACUGGAAGUAUUCCGUGCAGUACACGGAGCAUCUGAGCCAUCUUCCGAUGAUCAAAAACACAGCUCAUGGACAUUUUUCGGUAAAACCGAGAACGGAAGGCUACGUGAUUGAGUCAAAUCAUCGCACUUGUUUCUUUUUGGGGAUAAGUUGCUUGGAAUCUAACUCGGAAUUCAUAUUCGAGCCCAAAGGACAGGACACCAAGUGCAUCGAAAAGAUCGACUACGAGUGUCCACUGGUAUUUUCGUCGAUAUGCCGUAGGGAGGUGAUGUACCAAAGGCAAGAGAUCAUGAAAAAUUUGCAGACGUACUUUGACAAGAGAAAUAAAUAAAUUUACAGUGACAAUUUUUGCUGUUUGAUAUCACUACAUUGCUAUACGCGAAUAAUAUCUUAUUGUAAAUAAAAGUAUUCUGUAAGUUUGGCGAUAUUUUCCGGAUGAAUCAGUGCUGAAGGAAAGACAGAAGGAAUCAUAGUGACAGAGAGUAGAGAGCACAUGUGUCGACCAUUUGGUGCGCUAUGGAUAUUUUCUUUGUGUGAAAAUUCUGACUGAAAUGUCACAUUUUUUCACUUCGCCACGGAGUUUUCCGAGCCAUUGAACAGUUGUAUAUAGUUUAAGAACAGCAACUUCGGGAAAUUUGUAAAAAAUAAAUGAUAACGUCUCAAUUUA
Molecule: messenger RNA, 1424 nt
Organism: Nasonia vitripennis (jewel wasp)
Lineage: Eukaryota; Metazoa; Arthropoda; Insecta; Hymenoptera; Pteromalidae
Exons: 4
Coding region: 522-1088 (188 amino acids)
Source: RefSeq, a predicted model, not a curated record